CCUCUCUUAUUGGGUGAACAGGCAUGCGGCGAGGCGGAUGUUGUCGUUUUUGCAAGGGCCGGAAUAGGCAAGAUGGCGUCGAGUGGCGGCGAGCUUGGAGGUGUAUUUGAUCACCACGUUCAGAGGGCUGUAUGCGACACGCGGGCCAAGUAUCGGGAGGGACGGCGGCCUCGUGCUGUCAGGGUAUAUACAAUCAAUUUGGAAUCUCGGUACUUGUUAAUACAAGGAGUUCCUGCAGUGGGAGCAAUGAAGGAAUUAGUUGAGCGAUUUGCUCUAUAUGGUGCAAUUGAACAGUAUAAUCCUCUAGAUGAAUACCCAGCAGAAGACUUUACAGAAGUUUAUCUUAUUAAAUUUAUGAACUUACAAAGUGCAAGGACAGCCAAGAGAAAAAUGGAUGAACAGAGCUUCUUUGGUGGAUUGCUUCAUGUGUGCUAUGCUCCAGAAUUUGAAACAGUUGAAGAAACUAGAAAAAAAUUACAGGAGAGAAAGGCUUAUAUAACAAGAACUACUAAAAAUAAAGAUCAUUACAUGACGAAGAAGAAACUGGUUACAGAGCUUAACGACACAAAAGAUUUUAGACAGGACUUCCAUUCAAGGACAUCUGGACCUUGUGCAGCCACACUGAACACUUCUACUGGCAAUUCCGAUCCUUGUCUUCCUUAUUCUUGUGAAUUGCCUUUAUGUUAUUUUUCCUCAAAAUGUGCGUGUUCGUCAGGGGAACAUAUGGGCUGGGCAUCGGACUCCUCUCGGGGUGGUAGAAACCAUGCUGGAACAGUGGAGCAUUGUAUGCACAAUGACUCUUCACAGAAGAUACAAAUGAAACCUUUUAAAAAUUCGUUGGCCUGCCCUGGUGCACAGAAGGCUACUACUUCUUCAGAGGCAGUUGACAGAUUUAUGCCUAGGACGACACAGCUGCAGGAGCGGAAAAGAAGAAGAGAAGAUGAUCGUAAAGUUGGAACUUUUCUUGGAACAAGCACGAGUAGUAAUGAGGUUAUGAUUGGGCCUCUGUUACCUCACAUACCUAAAGUGGACAUGCAUGACGACUCAUUGAAUACAACAGCGAAUUUAAUUCGGAAUAAACUUCAAGAGGUCAUUUCAUCUGUGCCCAGACCUCCAGAAGACAAGCUGGAAGAUGUGUGUACAAGUCGUUCAUUAAAACAAAGAAGAAGAAUAUAGACUGCUGGCAGCCAAUUAUGUUUCUGUGGGACUAUUAACUUUUUACUUUUGGCCUGUCACUUUAAUUGUUGAAAAGAUUGUACUGCUAGUAUUUUUUAAUGCACUUCUCUUUAUAAUAUCAUUCAAGCUACUUAUCUAAUAAAAUUACAUCUUUUAAAAUUAGGUUGUUAUAGACAAAGUACAUGCCAGCCAAAUAUGUUCCUUAAAAAAACAAAACUAAACUUUUCCAGGAGCUCCACCCAGUGGCUUUGGUUGCAUCUUAUUGGCUAGAAGUGGGCUCCGGGCCAUUCCUAACUCAGGAGGUCUGGCGUGAUAAAUGUUUUGGUUUCCAGCUUCUGGGGAUGAGGAAGAAAGAGAAAAGAGGAUUGUGAAAGGAUUAUUCACAGUAUUUGCCACAAGAACCAAGUUUGUUGGCUAACUUAAAAGAAUAAAUUUAGUUUAUCAUUACUUAUUAUAGGUGUUAUUUUGAUCAUACUUAAUAUUACAGAAACUGAGGAUACCUGGGCAGCUCAGCUGAUUAAGGGUCUGCCUUUGGCCCAGGUCAUGAUCUCGGGGUCCCAGGAUUGAGUCCC
Messenger RNA from Mustela erminea (ermine), 1748 nucleotides. RefSeq names its product RNA binding motif protein 48 (gene RBM48). Gene Ontology annotation, cellular component: nucleoplasm. The record is from RefSeq and is a predicted model, not a curated record. The transcript is spliced from 5 exons. The coding region runs from base 73 to 1176 and encodes 367 amino acids. Lineage: Eukaryota; Metazoa; Chordata; Mammalia; Carnivora; Mustelidae. Gene Ontology annotation, molecular function: nucleic acid binding.